Messenger RNA from Rubroshorea leprosula, 1962 nucleotides. The record is from the annotation of a GenBank genome assembly. NCBI's taxonomy places the organism in Eukaryota, Viridiplantae, Streptophyta, Magnoliopsida, Malvales, Dipterocarpaceae.
CUCUCUUCUUCUUUUUGUUGUUGCUCUCCACCAUUUCCAUUAAGAUCAAAGAUUGUAGGUGUACACAGGGCAAACGCUGUUGUCUCAGCCUCAUUCACUUUGCUCCAGUCAACAGGAAACUCUUCUCUGCGAGUUCAAUAGACAGACCCAAAUGAUAAAAAGUUGAGUUGCAGCUUACUUGUGCUUUAGGAUGAGACUUCAUAUUGUCAAAUUCAUGUUGAAAUGCCACAGCUCUUUCCAAAGCAACUCUGUCCGUCAUAAAACAACCUCUGCCCAAUAUGUAGCAUCCAGAGCAAGAGAUGCUACAUUUGAGAAACUGAUGGACAAGUACAAAAAUCUUCUCAAAGUCAUUGCGGUACAAGACCUUAUCCUUGCAAACCCAGCUAAUAAUCCUCCAGCAGCCUCUCUUGAUUUCCUCUCCAGACUUUCCCAAAACCUUCACCUUAAUCGAGGAGCUGCCUCCUUUCUCCGUAAAUAUCCUCACAUCUUCUACAUUUUCUAUGACCCCAUUAAGUCCCAGCCGUUUUGCAGAUUGACUGAUGCUGUGAUUGACAUCUGUCACCAAGAGGCAGUGGCUAUCAAUGCUUCUUUACCAGAUGUUGUUGAUCGGUUGGUUAGGCUUUUGUCUAUGUCAACUACUAAAUCAUUGCCUCUUCGUGCAAUUUUCAAAGUUUGGAGGGAACUUGGACUGCCAGAUGAUUUUGAGGAUUCGGUGAUAUCACAAAACUCACAUUUAUUCAGACUUUAUGCUGCCCAUGAGCCAAAUACUCAUGUCUUGGAACUGGUUGACAAAAUGUGCAGCAAUAAAUUUAAGGCAGCGGUGGAAAAUUGGAGGCUUAUUGAAUGUUGCAAGGAGGAUAGCACUGUGGACAGAACUGAAAUUAGAUUUAGUUUCAGACAUAGUUAUCCUCCAGGGAUGAGAUUGAGCAAGGAUUUUAAAGCUAAAGUUAAGGAAUGGCAGAAGUUGCCCUAUGUGGGGCCUUAUGAGGAAUUGGUUGAGCAGAGGAAUUUGAAGGCAGCAAUUAUGAGGUUGGAGAAACGAGCAGUAUCCAUUGUUCAUGAGUUCUUGAGUUUGACAGUGGAGAAGAUGGUGGAAGUGGAAAAGAUCAGCCAUUUCAGGAAAUCAUUUGGGAUUGAUUUGAAUAUUAGGGACUUAUUCUUGGAUCACCCAGGGAUGUUUUAUCUGUCAACAAAGGGGAAAAGACAUACUGUUUUCCUCAGAGAAGCAUAUGAGAGAGGCUGUUUAAUUGAAACAAGCCCGGUCUAUGACAUAAGGAGAAAGCUUUUUGAUCUUGUUUUACUUGGGCGCUGUGGCACUGUUUCUAACAAACAAAAGUCAGUGGAAAUUAGUCAGGGGGAGUCUUGCUUGCAAGAAGAGAACAACCAAUGAAGCCAUGAACUCGCACCACAUCUUUUUCCUUCCUCUUCAUUGCAGUUCUACUUUAUGUUCUGGAAAAUAGUUCUCUAACAGGCUAGCAAUCCUGAUCAAUGGUUCUCCAUGCCGGCAUUGCUAGUUUGAGGAAAAUUUAGAGGAUUCUAAUUGAUUUAAGUGCGAAGUGGCAACUAAAAGUUGAUGGUAACAUGGGAAAGGCUGGAGGUUGAGAAAUGUGUCAAGGGUUCUAUCUAGAUUUCCAGGCAAAUGAAACAGACAUGUGUUGCUGUCUUGGGACAAAUUCCAAGAUUGGUUUAAGUGUCAAGAAGAAGAAUUCCAUUCACCACAAUGAAGAGUGGACAUGGGAGUUCAAUUUUACAGAGCCAAUGCAAGAACCAUUUACAUAUUAUCACAAAAUAAGGAGAAAGAUUUUUUAUGAGGAUGGUAAGAGAAGCUGUAGUUUGCCUGAAAAUUUUGAACCAAAACAAAUGUUCCUCAAUGCAAUCAUAUGUUCUCCCUAAAUGUAUGAAAGGACUUGAACAGUUUCUCCUGCUUGCAGGGAACAAUGACAUUGCAAAUUUUUUGCUGGU